Molecule: messenger RNA, 339 nt
Organism: Peronospora belbahrii
Lineage: Eukaryota; Oomycota; Peronosporomycetes; Peronosporales; Peronosporaceae
Source: the annotation of a GenBank genome assembly
AUGGAGCAAAUCAUGCAAAUGCAGGACGAUAUCCACAAACUUAAGAAGCUCAUGGACUCGGUAUUUGAAAAAAUUGAAAAUCAGUCCGAAGAGCGUCCGUACGAUACCGCAGACGCUUAUACGGACAAAGAUCGAAUCGUUGAGAUGCUCAACCGUCUAAGCUCGAGGAUGGCAGAUGCAGACAUGUCGAAUCUUACUGCAACACCCACAAAGGACGCCACUGCUGAGGAUAUUACGGAGCUUAAACACAAGAUUAACCGCAUCGAGGCCGAGCGUCAGACUAUUAAUCGCCGUGCAGCUUGUUGUUGUUCCUCUCUACAAAAAUUGAAUGCAGUUUGA